UUGCUGCGGGCCCCGCGCCACCUGGCGGCUGGUGCGAGGGCAAGCGCAGGGUUCCCAGUGCGAGACGGCUUGCUGCAGCACAUGUGUAUUGGGGGCCACCUGGUGGAGUGGUGGUCAUAUCCGCCUACUUCAUCACCAGCGUCGGCAUGGACCCUCAGAACCAGCACCUCCUGCAGGUAUUGGCGUCCUACGUUGGCCAUGUGAUUGCGGAGGGCCUGGACUGGAUCGUGCUCGGGGACUGGAACAUGCCGCCCGAGGCCUUGGACCAGAGGAUGCUCCCGCCGCAGGUCGAUGAAGCCUCGCCACUACCGGUGCACGCAGCGGUGAAGUUCCCACUCCUCGUUGACGAUCGCGCGCUGUGGAUGAGGGUGCCGCGCGAGCCAGCUAGCUACGUCAUCAAGCCAGGCUGUGCCCGCCCACCGCUGGCGGACCACUGGAAGCACGUCGACUCCAUGAUCGCGGCGGCCUGCGACGACGAUGCCCUCCAGUGCUGUUGGGACAAGGUGCUCCGAAGUUUGGAGGCUGAGCUGCCGAACCGAGCCGACAUCAUGGUGCACGCCUGGGCCUCCUUGGCGCGCUGGGCCAAGCAUGUGCUGCGGUCGCGAACGCAUCUGGCCAGGUUGACGCAUCUCUACGUGAAGGAUCCCAUCCCACGCGCUGCGGGCACGGCCAAGAACUUCGCAGAGCUCUGCAGAGUCUUCCAGCGCACUGCCAAGGCCAAACACGUAUGGGAGUACGCUACCAUCCAGGUGUGCGACCUCUUCGCCCAGGGCAUCCUGCUGCUGGUCGAACCCAACCUGCAGGUCUUGAUGGCGCAAAUGGUGACAGUCUACAAGGACCACCUCGCCAUUCAUGCUCGGGUUACCUUGGCUCGGUGGCGGGCAUGUGUCCAAGAGGCGUUCGAGAACGGCGCUGGUGGCGCCCACCGUGCAACCAAGGUCCAGGACAGGCUCGAGCUCAUGAGCUCCUUCGGGCAGAACGAGAGCAUGCUGGACCCCUACGCGAGGGCUGACCUGGCCAUGGACGAGUGGGAGGCCAUCUGGACCAGUGGUGAUGCCCGAUGGCUUCCCCUGCCAAGUGAUGCUCACCUGUGGCCGGCGUUGCCGUCGCUGGAUGGGCAGCAGAUCCGCGAUGCCACCCUCGCCUUCCGCAAGAAGACGGCUGCAGGGCAUGGCAAGAUGCAUCCGCGUGACCUCUGGCACAUGUCCAGCCAGGCGUUCGACACCUUGGCAGCGCUCUUUAUGAGGUGCAAGGACCUCCUCUCCUGGCCGUCGGACCGCAUCGUCAACGUGAUGGUCAGGAUCCCCAAGGAGGACGGCGGCUCGAAGCUCAUCGCCCUGGUCUCGGCUUUAGUCCACCUCUGGGCUCGCGCCCGACGCCCGCUGUCCAGAGACUGGAUCAAGCAGCACAGGCACUCCUCCAUCUUCGGGUUAUCGAAAGGGCGCUCGUCCAUUGACUCCGCGUUCAGCCACAACUGGGAUGCCCAGAUUGCGCGCCCCCUGGGCCAGUCCAGCCUGACGUUUAUCCUGGACUUGCACGAGGCCUUCGAUAGCGUGCCGCUUGGCGCCCUGCUCCAGGAGGCUCGGGCGUGUGACUUCCCAUUGAGAUUGGCCUGGCAGCUGCUCGCCUACUUCAGGAUGCCUAGGACCAUUCGGGCAGAUGGCUGUUGGUCGCGACAGGUGUGCGUUAGCCAGAGCAUCUUGGCGGGCUGCGCGCACUGCACAGGAUUGCUCACGGUGCUCCUGUUUCGCUUCAGCACGAAGCUCCGGAGCAUGUCCGAUGAGGUUCUUCCGCCACGUGCACUGAUGGACCACCUCACUAUGCAGUGGACUGGACAGCAUGUUCAAGCUAGCGCCCGUGCGCUCAAGGCUGCCUUUCUGGGCUUCAUGGAGGAUGCGGAGCCGCUCGGCAUGGCCAUCAAGCUCGACAUGUCGGGCUGGCUCGGCACCACUAGCGCCGCAGUUCGUGGAUUCUCGAGGGCGGCCCGCGCCCUGCAGCUACCCCAGCGGAGGGGCGCGCGCAACCUGGGCCACGGCGCCCACGGGCGAGGACAUGGGGCGGCGGUUGCAGGGGCCGCGGAUGAGCAGCUCAGGUCGCUGCGGCACUCGGCGGCAUCGCUGUGCUCUGGCAAGGGCGGGGGGAACUGCGGCUCCACCACGAUCUAUCUGGCCACCCAGCGGGGCCCGUGCAUGGAUCCCGUCUUCGACGUGACGAUCGCUCUUGUGGCCCGCUACUGCGCCCACGCCUGGGGCGGCAAGCUCGUCCUGGGCCAUCUCCAACGAGCUUGGCAGGCGCAGGCCGACAGCUGGCAG
Molecule: messenger RNA, 2312 nt
Organism: Prorocentrum cordatum
Lineage: Eukaryota; Dinophyceae; Prorocentrales; Prorocentraceae
Source: the annotation of a GenBank genome assembly